AUGGAAGAUAUCGAGGCACCUGGUGCAACAUUCCAGAUAUUAACUUGGUGGAAGGUGAAUUCUGGCAAGUUUCCAGUCCUUUCCCAAAUAGCCAGGGAUGUGCUAGUCAUUCUUAUCACUACGGUUGCCUCUGAGUCGGCAUUUAGCACUGGAGGUCAUUUCUUGGAUGUUUAUUGGAGUUCAUUGUCUCUGACCACCAUUGAGGCCCUCGUUUGCAUACAGAACUGGUUAAGUUCAACACCUAUUGAAAUAGAUACCGUUGAUGCUCAGAGCUAUAGGCUUGAAUCGGAUAUAAUUUUAGUAUAUUCCAAGAAUGUCGAGGAUCAUGAAAGUCACCUUAGGAUGGUAGUAGGGAAGCUUAAGGAGCAUCAGUUGUUCGCUAAACUCAACAAGUCUGAGUUUUGGCUGGAGAAAGCUAAGUUCUUUGGUCAUGUGAUAUCUAGGGAAGGAGUCACAGUGGACUCGAGUAAGAUUGAAGUAGUCAUGGAGUGGCAACAUCCUAUCAUGAUACAUGAGGUUAGGAGUUUCUUGGGACUAGCUGGUUACAAUAGGAGAUUCGUGAAAAGAUUCUCCAAGUUAUCAUGCUCUCUCAUGACAUUGACUAGGACGAAUGUCAAAUUCAUUUGGACUAAACAGUGUGAACAAAGCUUUGAGGAAUUAAAGAGAAGGUUAACCAUAGCCCCUGUGUUAGCAUUACCAGAGCCUUACAAGCCAUUUGUUGUUUAUAGUGACGCAUCAAAUUACGGACUAGGAUGUGUCCUAACACAAGAAGGGAGGGUACUGGCUUAUGUGUCCAGGCAAUCAAAGGAGUUGGAGUUAGCAGCUGUAGUGUUCACCUAG
This is a messenger RNA of Juglans regia (Persian walnut), 840 nucleotides long. RefSeq lists its product as uncharacterized. Lineage: Eukaryota; Viridiplantae; Streptophyta; Magnoliopsida; Fagales; Juglandaceae. Gene Ontology annotation, molecular function: protein dimerization activity. The transcript is spliced from 2 exons. The record is from RefSeq and is a predicted model, not a curated record. Bases 1 to 840 code for a protein of 279 amino acids.